Molecule: messenger RNA, 2580 nt
Organism: Neltuma alba
Lineage: Eukaryota; Viridiplantae; Streptophyta; Magnoliopsida; Fabales; Fabaceae
Product: receptor protein kinase TMK1-like
Exons: 2
Coding region: 7-2580 (857 amino acids)
Biological process (GO): protein phosphorylation
Molecular function (GO): ATP binding; protein kinase activity; protein binding
Source: RefSeq, a predicted model, not a curated record
GAGGUGAUGAAUAUUCUUAAGAAGGCGAUCAAUGCCCCACCUAGUCUCAGAUGGACAGACGCUGACGUUUGCAAAUGGCGACAAGUGAAUUGCAACGCUGGAAAACGUGUGAUUUCCAUCCAGAUUGGGAACUUGAAUUUGCAAGGUUUGCUUCCAAAAGAACUCGAGAAUCUCUCAGAGUUGCAGCAAUUUGAAUGCCCACAGAACAAUCUGACGGGUCAAUUUCCAUAUCUAUCCAAGACACUACAAAGACUUGUGAUCCCAGAUAACAAGUUCAGUUCCAUCCCCAGUGACUUCUUUAAAGAAAUGACAAUGUUACAAGAAGUAAGAAUUGGAAAUAACCCAUUUUCGCCAUGGUCUAUCCCAGACAGUCUCAAGGAUUGCGUAGCACUCCAGACAUUCAUUGCAACAAAUGCAAAUUUGGUUGGAACAAUCCCAGAUUUUUUGGGUACUAUGCCAGGUUUAAUUUCUUUAGUCUUGAAUUCUAAUAGUCUUGAAGGUGGGCUGCCCGUGAGUUUUGCGAAUAGUUCAAUUGAGGAGCUUUUGUUGAACACACAAAAUGGUAACUAUAAACUCAAUGGCACAAUUAAGGUGCUACAAAACAUGACAUCCUUAAAGAAAGUUUGGCUACAUGGUAAUUCAUUUACAGGUCCAAUACCAGACUUGUCAAACCAUGGUCAGUUGUUUGAUGUGAGUGUAAGGGACAACCAACUGGCAUGUGCAGUCCCAUCAUCUCUCAUGGCUCUUCCAAGAUUGCAGGUUGUGAAUUUGACUAACAAUUUCCUUCAAGGCCCCAUUCCAACAUUUAAAUCGAGUGUGGUUGUUGAUGUGUCUGGGAUUAAUCGGUUUUGCACAAACAUCACAAAUCAGCCAUGUAGUUCUCUUGUGAAUGCUUUACUCUCUGUUGUUGAACCCUUGGGAUGUCCAGUGAAAUUGGCUCAUAAUUGGAAGGGCAAUGAUCCCUGUAAUGGUAGCUGGACAGGAAUAGUGUGCUCUGGGGGGAACAUUUCAAUUGUUAAUUUUCAAGAUAUGGGUUUAUCAGGCACGAUUUCUCCAACUUUUGCCUCACUUACUUCUGUGACAAAAUUGCUUCUUGCCAAUAAUUCACUUAUGGGCCCUAUACCAAAUGAGCUCACUACCAUGCCCAAUCUACGAGAGCUAGAUGUUUCAAAUAACAAUUUAGAAGGUUAUGUGCCAUCUUUUCCUAAAAAAGUCAUGAUUAUUAGGAAAGAUGGGAAUCCUAAUCUUGGAAAACCUCUUAAAUCACCUAGCUCAAGUUCUAGGGGCAAUGGUACUAAGAAAAAGGACCAGCUUUCUACAUUCAUUGCGGGCAUUGCCGUUGGUUUAAUGAUUUUACUUAUUAUAUUGGUCAUAGUUUCUUACGUGAUUGUUAAAAAACGUAAUUAUUUUGGCAAAUUUAGAGGUCUGAUAACGAAGUUAAUACGUCCUCGUGAUGGUGAUGUUGGAAAAGGCAUGAAGAUUUAUGUUGAAGGUGCUGGUGCUCCUAGUCAAGCUGAUGUUCAAGGUAUGGUAAUUCCAAUUCAAGUUUUGAAAGAAGUCACUAACAAUUUUAGUAAUGCAAACAUACUUGGAAAGGGUGGAUUUGGCAGUGUGUACAAAGGUGAACUACAUGAUGGAUCAAAGAUUGCAGUGAAAAGAAUGGAAUCAGGAUUGUUGCUGGAGAAGGGACUAAAUGAAUUCCGAGCUGAAAUUGCAGUGCUUACGCAAGCUCGUCACAAACAUUUGGUGGCACUUCUGGGAUAUUGCUUGGAUGGAAAUGAGAAGCUUCUUGUUUAUGAAUACAUGCCCCAAGGAGCACUGAGUAAGCAUUUAUUUAGGUGGAAAGAGAAUGGGUUGGAACCUCUGGAUUGGACAAGAAGACUAAACAUUGCCUUGGAUGUAGCUAGAGGCGUUGAGUAUCUUCAUGCCUUAGCUCAACAAAGUUUUAUUCAUAGGGAUCUUAAGCCAUCCAACAUUCUUCUGGGGGACGAUAUGCGAGCUAAAGUAUCAGACUUUGGAUUAGUCCGGCUUGCUCCUGAAGGAAGAAAUUCAGUUGAAACAAGGCUGGCCGGAACUUUCGGAUAUCUUGCACCUGAGUAUGCAGCAACUGGGCGUGUUACUACAAAGGUUGAUGUGUAUAGUUUUGGAGUAGUUCUGAUGGAGAUGAUAACGGGGAGGAGAGUGCUUGAUGAUAGCCUGCCAGAGGAAGACUUCCACUUGGUUAUGUGGUUCCGACGAAUGAUGCAGAACAAUGACUCGUUUCGAAGGGUCAUUGAUCCUAUCAUUGAUGCUGAUGAUGAAGCAACCAUGUGCAGCAUUAGGACUGUCUCAGAGCUGGCUGGCCAUUGCUGUGCGAGUGAGCCUCAUCAACGUCCAGACAUGGGCUAUAUAGUGAACUUACUCUCGCCUCUUGUCCAGGAAGCAUGGAAGCCCAUGGAGUCAAGUUCCUCUGAUGAUGGCAAGUAUGGCAUUGAUUUUGACAUGAGUUUGCCCCAAGCACUUAGCAAAUGGCAAUCUUUGGAAGGAAAAAGCUGUUCAAUGGUGAAAGGAUCUUCUUCGCAAUCAUUUGUCACAAAAUAA